This is a messenger RNA of Acanthopagrus latus (yellowfin seabream), 1221 nucleotides long. It is a transcript of the gene med19a, whose product is annotated as mediator complex subunit 19a. Gene Ontology annotation, molecular function: transcription coregulator activity; transcription factor binding. The transcript is spliced from 6 exons. Bases 153 to 887 code for a protein of 244 amino acids. Gene Ontology annotation, biological process: positive regulation of transcription by RNA polymerase II. NCBI's taxonomy places the organism in Eukaryota, Metazoa, Chordata, Actinopteri, Spariformes, Sparidae. Gene Ontology annotation, cellular component: mediator complex. The record is from RefSeq and is a predicted model, not a curated record.
GCCAUGAAAACGAUGCCACAAAGAAGAAGUGGAGAGCCGAGGAGCUGACAGUCGGAUGGGUUCGUGGUGAGCUCCAUCCAAACUAGUAGCAGGCCAUACGCUUGAAGAAACAGUCUUUUUCUAUCCAUAUAAAUGUAUUCUUCGCGAUAGAUAUGACGGAAAUGUUUUCAACUCUGUUCGGGCAAAAUGAAGCCCAGGGACCGCCCGGCUCGUCGGCUCUGGGGUUCGGACCGGGGAAGCCUCCGCCGCCGCUGCCCCAAAAUCAAGUCUCUAUGACGGGGCAGAUGCCACCGCAGCUCGGGGAUGAAGGGCCUGCGCUGCGGAAGCCCGGAGCCAUGAAUGAACCUUUCUACUUACUGCGGGAGCUUCCUGUUGGAAACGAGUUAACGGGAAACACCAACCUCAUCACGCACUACAACCUGGAGCACGCCUACAACAAAUUCUGUGGAAAGAAGGUGAAGGAGAAGCUCAGCAACUUUCUGCCAGAGUUACCAGGUAUGAUUGACUGUCCGGGCACUCAAGACGGCAGCUCGUUGCGGUCUCUGAUCGAUAAGCCCCCAGUGUGUGGGAAUUCCUUCAGCCCUUUGACCGGCGCUCUGCUCACAGGCUUCAGACUACACACAGGACCGCUCCCAGAACAGUACAGACUGAUGCACAUACAGCCCCCAAAGAAGAAGAGCAAACACAAGCACAAACACCAUCGGCCACAGGACCCAUUACCACAAGAAACUCCAUCAGACUCUGAUCCCAAGAAGAAGAAGAAAAAGAGGGACGACGAUCCCGACCGCAAGAAAAAGAAGAAAGACAAGAAAAAGAAGAAGAACCGCCACAGUCCUGACCAUCCCGGCCUCGCUGGAUCACAACCCAACAGCAACAGCCUCAGAUAGACAGCAGCCCACUGUGUGCACGCCUGUGGUUGAAUGUGUGUGUGUGGCUGUGCAUUUUGUAAGAGGAUGCAUGUGUGUAUUUUACAGAUAAUUGUAUUAUAGGGAGUAUGUUUGAUGAGAGAGGGGAUGAAUAAAAUAAUGCAAAUGGUUGUAUGAUUUAUGUGUGCAUGCGUGAGUGAUUGUGGUAAGAGAUGUUACAGAACAGUGUAAAAGGCCGCUGAUGGGCUGUGUGGUGUUACGAAUGACUGAGCAGGCACUGUAUGUAUGUCCCUCUUUUAUUUUGUUGUGAGAUCUUUUGACCAGAAUGCCAAAAUCAAAUAAACUUUGAUUAUUA